Molecule: messenger RNA, 1789 nt
Organism: [Torrubiella] hemipterigena
Lineage: Eukaryota; Fungi; Ascomycota; Sordariomycetes; Hypocreales; Clavicipitaceae
Source: the annotation of a GenBank genome assembly
GCUAUCCACCACGCGGAGCAAUUCUUGCACACCAAACCGCGCUAUACCCGACAAUCUUGCGCAAUUCAUCUACUUUAUUAUCAAUUCUAGCCUGCGAUAUUAAUCAACAUGGCAGACGCGGAGGAAAAGGCGCGCCAGGAGAAGAUUGCCGCCGCAAAGAAGCGCGUUGAGCAACGCAAGAAGAAGAAGGAGAAGAAGACUACAGAGACCGCCAAAGAUCAAGCAAAGCCCGAAGAUUCUGAUGCACCCGCCACCGAAGCUGUCGAAGACACCACUGAACCAACCAAGGAAGAGGAGAACACGACCGCUAUCGAGGAAGAUGAUGCAGCCAAGGACGGUGAUACUGGCUCUCCUGAAUCCUCCACUCUCGCUGAGCAAUCAAAAGCUCGUUCAACGUCAUUCCGUGCCGCAUCGAUAUCCGGCAAGCCAACUUCGCCGGGGCCACUGAACGCUGACGGUGACACGGCACCCGAGAUCUACCGUAAACAUGUCGCACGAAUUGAAGAGCUUGAGAAGGAGAACAAACGACUUGCCAAAGAAUCAAGCGAUGCCGAGAAGCGAUGGACAAAGGCCGAGAACGAGCUUGCCGAUUUGCGCGAAACCGAAAGCGACGCAAAGAAGUCUGCUACAAGUGGCGAGGUCGACCAGCUGAAGGAACAGAUUGCCUCGUUAGAACGUCAAAACACACAGCUACAGCAACAGGCGUCCCGUGGUAGCUCCGGCAGCCACCGCCCCUCGCUCUCUGUGGCCUCACCACCGUCCGACCUCCAAGCCGAGCUAGAUGCGAAAUCUGCUACGAUCGAAUCGAUGGAAACAGAGCUCUCCAGACUACGUGCUCGAGUUGAGCGACAGGAGAGCGGCGCAGACUCUGAGAAAGAGCAAAUCUCGGCCCUAGAAGAAAAGCUGGCACGUGCCGAGUCUGCUGCCGGGCAGGCUCAACGGGAAGUCAUCGAUAUGAAGAAGAAUCUGGAAAGAACAUCAGAAAAGGCUGUACGAGAGGGCAGCGAAAGAACAAGUGCCGAAACCAAGGUGCGCAGUUUGGAAACGGAGCUUGCCAGCACUCAGAAGGCAAAAGACGAAGCAGAGGCUCGUGCUGAUGCGUUGGAAAAGAAGAUUGCAACGCUCACCAUACUACACAAAGAGCAAGACUCGCGCAUCCAAUCGGUAAAGCGCGACAAGGAAACUGUUGAAAAGGAUAUGGUUGAUCUUCAAGCCAAAGUAGAAAGGCUCGAGGCCGAAAACACGAAGCUGAAGAGUCGCCGCUCAGUAGAUGGCUCAGGUGGCCUUGAUGAUGAUGGUAUGGAUGAAUUAGAAAAUGAAGAGCGGGAGAAGCUCCAAAAGAAGAUCCGUGGCCUGGAACAGGAAGUCCACGACCUUCGCAGCGGCGCAUGGAUUCAGCGACGACGCGAAAUGGAGGGCGCUGGGUUCCAGGAAAUUGAUCUCUCUGGAGACGGUAUUUCACCACCACCGCAGAAGAAGAACUCGACGGGAGGCUUUGGCGACUUUAUCACAACCGGUCUCAACGCCUUGGCUGGCGGUGACGAUGAUGGAUUCUUGUCCGAUGACGACAUGGAAUUUGAUGAAGAGGCAUUCCGCAAAGCCCAAGAGGAGGAGGCCAUGAAGCGUAUAGAGAGAGUGCGCGAACUGAAGCGCGGCUUGAAGCACUGGCAAGGCUGGAGGCUAGAUCUUGUAGACUUUCGUCGGGGCGGCGGCGAAGGCAUUGGUGAUAUUUUUGAGGUUUAAUUGUAUACGAGUGUAUCUAUAGCCGGUUUAAUUCUACACUUUGGCC